UUUAACUGUAGAAAUUCCGCGCGGACGGAGCAUCUACUUCUCCAAUAAUCAACCGGGCCAGAGCAUUGCAUUGUCAAGAGUCUGUCCGAGGAAAUUUUCCGAGCAUCCGAAGUCUCCUUUCCUGCUGCAAAUGUCGCAAGAAGGUCCUCACGGCGUUUCGGGCUCUGCAUCAUCAGCUCCGGUGACAGGAAACAACUUCGACGUGUUCCUGAGCUUUAGAGGAAGCGACACCCGAAAGGGAAUCACCGAUGUUAUCUACGAGGGCCUUGUUCAGGCCGGGGUUCGCACCUUUAGAGACGAAGAAGAGAUUUCCGAUGGAGAGUCCAUCUCAAAGGAGCUUCAUGGAGCAAUCAAGUGGUCGAAGAUUGGCAUCCCGAUCUUGUCAAGAGACUAUGCCUCGAGUAAAUGGUGCCUCCGAGAACUGGCUCAGAUGGUCGAGCAGCUCAAUGAUGGAAUGAUCAUAAUGCCCGUCUUCUUUGAGAUCCCCGUGGAUCAUGUGAAAAUGAAGGACGGGGAGGGUCCCUACGCCGCUAAAAUUGAGGCAUACAAGAAGGACCCAACAGUAAAACCGCAUAUGAUCCAGGAAUGGGUGGAUGCCCUAAAGAAAGUGACGUCUUUGAAAGGGCGGCAAGUCGAUUGUGGGCAAGGAGAAUUUGCAAAAAUUAUGGUCUCAAAAGUUUUGAAGAAAUUGAGAAAGACUAAGCUCAAUUUGUCCGACAAAUUAGUUGGGAUUGAAGAACACUUGACUAAGCUGAGAAGAAUGUCGGAUACUGACUCUAGUGACGUGCGGAUGAUUGUCAUCUCCGGCAUUCCAGGCAUUGGCAAGACAACCCUCGCAAAGUCUGUCUACAAUGAUAUCUGCCACCUCUUUGAUCGUUGCAGUUUUCUAGGUGAUAUUCAAGAAACUUCUGCAAAGAAGGGUCUUGUAGCUUUGCAACAUCAGUUGGUUUCUGACAUCAUCCGAAGGGACUUGGCAAACUUCAACUCGGUUGAGGAAGGAGUUAGCUUCCUCCAAGAUAGAUUCAGCACAUUGAAAGUCCUCAUCCUCUUGGAUGAUGUGCAUGAGAAGACUCAGCUUGAAGCAUUGGUUGGAAGUCUCAAUUGGUUUGGUUUAGGGAGUAUAAUCAUUAUCACAACCAAAUAUAAAUUAGUUCUCAGUGGGCGUGAAGUAACAGAAACUUAUGAUGUCACAGAGAUGAAUCAUGGUGAUGCUCUAAAACUUUUCUGUAGACAUGCCUUUGCAAAGGAUUGUCCAGAACAUGACUAUGUUGAUCUCUCUCAAAGAAUUGUGUCUGCCACUGGAAGACUUCCUUUAGCUCUUGAGCUCGCAGGUUCACAAUUGUCUAUGUUUCGGGAACAAAAAGAAGUAUGGGAAGCUCUGCUGGAAAAGUUAGAAAAACUACCUGAUGAUGAUGUCCAGAAGAAGUUGAAGAUUCAUUAUGAACUAUCGAGCAAUUCCCAACGGCAUAUUUUUCUCAACAUAGCUGUUUUCUUGUGGGAGUGGAUAAAAAAAAUAGCAUCUUACAUGUGGAAGGAACUUGGCUUGUUCCCUUCUCUCGAACUCGAGAAGCUCUAUCUCAUGUCCAUGAUAAAGAUUGGAGAUGGCGAUAGGAUAUGGAUGAUCAACUGAGGAAGCUUGGCAGGCA
Eucalyptus grandis is the source of this 1646-nucleotide messenger RNA. Its product is annotated as disease resistance protein RUN1-like. Lineage: Eukaryota; Viridiplantae; Streptophyta; Magnoliopsida; Myrtales; Myrtaceae. Gene Ontology annotation, biological process: defense response; signal transduction. Gene Ontology annotation, molecular function: ADP binding. The record is from RefSeq and is a predicted model, not a curated record. Bases 131 to 1630 code for a protein of 499 amino acids. The transcript has 2 exons.